UGCUUAGGCGCCUCCGGGCCGAAGCGGCGGGAGGGCGACUGCGCAUGCGCGGUGGCAGCGGCGGCCUCGGUACGGGUGGGCCGCGCGCUCCUGGCGGCUGGCUGGGGGGGCUGCGAGGGGGUCGCUAUGGCCGCCAGCGCCAAGUCCUUCCUGGCCGAUGCGGGCUACGGGGAGCAGGAACUGGACGCCAACUCCGCCCUCAUGGAGCUGGACAAAGGCCUCAGAUCUGGCAAACUCGGGGAGCAGUGCGAAGCUGUUGUUCGUUUUCCCAGGCUCUUCCAGAAAUAUCCCUUCCCUAUUCUCAUUAAUUCUGCUUUCCUAAAGCUAGCUGAUGUUUUCAGAGUUGGAAACAACUUUCUGAGGCUCUGUGUGCUCAAAGUUACUCAGCAGAGUGAGAAGCACUUAGAGAAGAUCCUAAAUGUGGAUGAGUUUGUGAAAAGAAUUUUCUCAGUAAUUCAUAGCAACGAUCCAGUUGCUCGGGCCAUUACACUCCGGAUGUUAGGCAGCAUGGCGUCUAUAAUUCCAGAAAGGAAGAAUGCACAUCACAGUAUUCGUCAGAGUUUGGAUUCCCAUGAUAAUGUGGAAGUUGAAGCUGCUAUAUUUGCUGCUGCUAACUUUUCCGCGCAAUCAAAGGAUUUUGCUGCAGGAAUAUGUAAUAAGAUCAGUGAGAUGAUUCAAGGUUUAGCCACACCUGUGGACUUGAAAUUGAAGUUGAUCCCUAUUCUACAGCACAUGCAUCAUGAUGCUAGCCUGGCCUCCAGCUCUCGGCAGCUGCUUCAGCAGCUGGUAACAUCAUAUCCUUCUACCAAGAUGGUCAUUGUUACUCUGCACACGUUUACUCUGCUUGCUGCUUCCUCUUUGGUUGACAUUCCUAAGCAGGUCCAGCUUUUGUUGCAAUACUUGAAGAACGACCCCAGGAAGGCUGUCAAGAGGCUUGCAAUCCAAGACUUAAAGUUAUUGGCCAAUAAGACACCACAUACAUGGAGUAGAGAAAAUAUUCAGGCACUCUGUGAAUCUGCUCUUCACACUCCUUAUGACAGCUUGAAACUGGGCAUGCUGUCUGUUCUUUCCACGUUAUCAGGGACCAUUGCCAUUAAACAGUACUUCAGCAGUGCUCCAGGAACAGCCGCUACAACUGCAAGAUCAUUUGAUUUAGUAAAACUAGCACAAGAAUGCUGUUACCAUAAUAACCGUGGCAUUGCAGCUCAUGGAGUGAGAAUCCUGACAAAUAUAUCAGCCUCUUGUCAGGAAAAAGAUCUCCUGCCUUUGGAGCAAGAUGCGGUUUUUGGAUUAGAGUCUCUUCUUGUUCUUUGUAGUCAAGAUGACAGUCCAGGAGCUCAAGCAACCUUAAAGAUCACGUUAACUUGUAUGGUGAAGUUGGUCAAGUGCCGUCCCCACCUGAGCCAGUCAGUGGUUGAAUCCCUGCUGACCCAGUUGCACAGUGCCCAGGAUGCUGCUAGGAUUCUCAUGUGCCACUGUUUAGCAGCUAUUGCCAUGCAGCUGCCUGUCUUAGCAGAUGGGAUGCUAGGAGACCUAAUGGACCUCUAUAAAGUCAUUGGACGAUCUGCCACAGAUAAAAAACAGGAACUCUUGGUUUCUCUUGCCACAGUAAUAUUUGUUUCCAGUCAGAAGGCUUUAUCUUCAGAAAUCAAAACUGUUAUCAAACAGCAGCUUGAGAAUGCCUCUAAUGGUUGGACAGCCUACAGGAUAGCCAGGCAGGCUUCCAGAAUGGGCAACCACGACAUGGCCAGAGAACUGUAUCAAAGCCUGCUGACUCAGGUGGCUUCAGAACACUUCUACUUUUGGCUAAACAGUUUGAAGGAGUUCUCCCAUGCAGAGCAGUGUCUGACAGGUUUGCAAGAGGACAACUAUAGUUCAGCACUUUCUUGCAUCGCUGAAGCUUUAAAAUCCUAUCACAAGGGAAUAGCAUCACUGACGGCUGCCAGUACACCACUUAAUCCUUUAAGCUUUCAGUGUGGGUUUGUGAAACUCAGGAUUGACCUUUUGCAAGCUUUUUCUCAACUCAUUUGUACCUGCAACAGCCUAAAAACAAGUCCACCACCAGCUAUUGCCACAACAAUUGCUAUGACAUCGGGAAACGAUCUCCAAAGGUGUGGGCGCAUCUCUAACCAGAUGAAACUCUCAAUGGAGGAAUUCCGAAAUUUGGCUACACGUUAUGGAGAUCUGUAUCAGUCAUCUUUUGACGCAGAUUCAGCAACUCUAAGGAAUGUAGAAUUACAACAGCAGAGCUGCCUGUUGAUUUCACAUGCGAUAGAAGCCCUGAUCUUGGAUCCAGAAUCGGCAAGUUUCCAAGAGUAUAGUUCAAAUGGAACAGCGCAUGUUGAGAGUGAAUAUGAAAGAAGAAUGAUGUCCGUAUUUAACCAUGUAUUAGAAGAAGUGGAAUCCCUCAACAGGAAAUACGCUCCUGUGUCUUACUUGCAUACAGCUUGUCUAUGCAGUGCUGUCAUUGCCUUGUUGAAGGUACCACUUUCAUUUCAAAGGUACUUUUUUCAAAAACUGCAGUCUACAAGUAUUAAGCUUGCUCUAUCCCCAUCUCCAAGGAACCCUGCAGAACCUAUUGCAGUACAGAACAAUCAGCAACUGGCCUUAAAGGUGGAAGGAGUGGUUCAGCAUGGCUCUAAACCAGGUCUCUUCCGUAAAAUCCAGUCUGUCUGCUUAAAUGUAUCUUCAGUACUGCAGAGCAAAUCUGGACAAGACUAUAAGAUUCCUAUUGACAACAUGACCAAUGAAAUGGAACAGAGGGUAGAACCACACAACGACUAUUUCAGCACUCAGUUUCUGUUAAACUUUGUGAUACUUGGCACCCAUAACAUCACGGUAGAGUCCUCUGUAAUAGAUUCAAAUGGUAUUGUUUGGAAGACUGGGCCUAAAACAACUAUUUUUGUUAAAUCUCUUGAGGAUCCAUACUCCCAGCAAGUUCGUCUCCAGCAGCAACAAGGACAGCCACCAUCACAGCAGCAACAGCAAAGAACAGCAUACUCACGGUUUUAAUUCCUAGAAGUGACACUAUCUCACCAGAGCUGAUGGGAUCGCAGUUUUUCCUGGAUGCUGUUUUUUUUUUCAAGGCUUAUGCUUUUAAUGUUCUCCUAAGAAAGUCUCUGAUGCCACUUUGUUACUUUUUAAAUUGGUUAAGCUGAGGUAAAUUUGGGCUUGAAUCAGCAGAAGCAACUCUGUUCAAAUUUGGAGUUGCACUUUUACUAUUAGAACUUCUAUCUGUUCACUUCUGUUUACAAACCAGUUGCAGCAGGCUCCACAAACUUAGCUAAGAGGGGAGACUGAAGAGCUGUGUGACUAGUACUUUCUGUACUUUCUUUUUCCGAAGCGUGUGGGUUCUAAUGUUAGGCUCACAGGACAUCUGUUAACAUGCUGGCUAGUUAAUACAGAACUGAGUGUAAUACCAAGUCCGUAUCUCUUAAUAUGAAAGAACUGGCAGGAAUAUCCGGAGAUUUUUCUGACAUAUUUUAAUAGCAAGUUCUAGUAUUUGCCUGGUGUAUCUGUAUUUUUACAGUUCAUCAGCACUGUUUGAUAUGUUAAUGUGAAAGGAACAAAGUGAAAGCACACUUUUCAUAUGCAGUUGUGAAGAGUGAAGACUGGCUGGAGGGAUGUCAGGAGAGUCUUACAAGAAGCAGAAUUUUCUUAGUGGGAGCAAUAACUUUCUUGGAUGAUAUAGAAAAGAUUGCUCUCUUGUUUUGAAUCUUUUUCAUUUAUCUGUAUUUUAGAAGUUUUUUUUUUUAAAAAAAGGAAAUUUAAUUUGCAGGUUGUCAUUCAGUUUUUACUACUUUGUAUUUAAAGGAAUUUAUUAAAUGCCAAAGUUUUGUAA
This is a messenger RNA of Dromaius novaehollandiae (emu), 3841 nucleotides long. RefSeq names its product integrator complex subunit 7 (gene INTS7). Gene Ontology annotation, cellular component: integrator complex. Lineage: Eukaryota; Metazoa; Chordata; Aves; Casuariiformes; Dromaiidae. The transcript has 20 exons. The record is from RefSeq and is a predicted model, not a curated record. Bases 127 to 3012 code for a protein of 961 amino acids. Gene Ontology annotation, biological process: snRNA 3'-end processing.